Molecule: messenger RNA, 5132 nt
Organism: Vidua chalybeata
Lineage: Eukaryota; Metazoa; Chordata; Aves; Passeriformes; Viduidae
Gene: CIC
Product: capicua transcriptional repressor
Exons: 17
Biological process (GO): regulation of transcription by RNA polymerase II
Cellular component (GO): nucleus
Molecular function (GO): RNA polymerase II transcription regulatory region sequence-specific DNA binding; DNA-binding transcription factor activity, RNA polymerase II-specific
Source: RefSeq, a predicted model, not a curated record
CGCGGCGCCGGCCCGGCGGGAGGACGAUGAAGCCGGCGAGGAAGGCCGGCGGCUCCUCCUCCUCUUCCUCUUCCUCCUCCUCCUCCUCAUCCUCGGCCCCCCGCGCCGCCCUCCCCCCCCCGGGCCGCCCCAGACCCCCCAAACCCGGCGAGGACGACCCCGCCCCUCCCCCCUCGUCGUCCCCCCCUUCCUCCCCCCUCCCCCUCCCCCUCCCCGCGGAGGACCCCCCCCCUCCCAGCCGCAAGACCACCACCUUCAAAUCCCGCGCCCCCCGCAAGAAACCCCCCCCGGCUCCCGGCGAGCCCGGAGACCCUUUGGGCGAGCGCGACCCCUCCUCUGGCGACCCCGGCGGCGGCAGCGGCUGCUCCAGCACCGACACGGCCAGCGAGCACUCCGCCGACGAAGGAGGAGGAGGAGGAGGAGGAGGAAGCUCGGGGGGGGCGUUCCAGACCCCGGGGACCCCCGGGGACCCCCCCGAGCUGGAGGCGGCGUUCCGGCGGCUCCGCUGCCAGCGCGUCCUGGCCCGGCGCGACGGCGUUUUCCGCCCGGCCGUGGUCAAGCAGCUGCGGCGCGGCCACGAGCUCGGCGUGCAGUUCGCCGGCGACCGCGGCGUGACGUUUUUGGAGGGGGGCUUCCUCCUGGGAGACCCCCCGGCCGUGGUUUUGGACGCCACCCCGCCGGCGGGCGCGCUGGGGGUGGGCACGGCGGUUUGCGCCCGCCUGGACCCCGCCGAGACGCUUUACCGGCCGGGCACGGUGGUGGAGGUGAGCGCCAAGCCGCCCUCGUACCGGGUGCGCUUCGCCCCGCCGCCCCCCGCGCCCCCCGUGUGGGUGCCGCGCUCGGGGCUGCGCCUGCUGCGCCCGCCGUGGCCGCCGCACGGCCGCGGGCAGCGCAACGAGGAGCAGGAGGAGGACGACGAGGAGGAGGAGGAGGAGGACGAGGAAGGCGCCCCGCGGCAACCGGAGGACGCCGAGGUCUCCAAGCUGAGCGCCGCCCCGCCGCCCCCGCCCGCCGCGGGACCCCCGCAGCCGCCGCCUCGCCCCGGGGGGGUCCCACCCGCCGGGGGCGCCCCGCAAGGCGGCGGCGGAGGAGGAGGAGGAGGAGGAAGCGGAGGAAGCGGUGGGGGGACCCCGCAGCCCAAAUACAAGAAGGGGGACGUGGUUUGCACGCCCAACGGGAUCCGCAAGAAGUUCAACGGCAAGCAGUGGCGGCGGCUGUGCUCCCGCGACGGCUGCACCAAGGAGUCGCAGCGGCGCGGCUUCUGCUCCCGCCACCUCUCCAUGCGCACCAAGGAGCUCGAGGGGCUCCCCGAGGCCCGCGCGGGACCCCCGGGACCCCCGAGCCAACGCGGCGGCAGCGCCGACUUCGAGUGGGGCGACGAGACCUCCCGCGAGAGCGACGGCGACGGCCGCGCCCGGCUCCCGGUCCCGCCCAACCCGGACCUGUCGCGCUUCGAGUUCGACGAGUGCGAGGCCGCCGUGAUGCUCGUGUCGCUGGGCUCGUCGCGCUCGGGCACGCCCAGCUUCUCGCCGGCCUCCACGCAGUCGCCCUUCUCGCCCACGCCCUCGCCCUCGCCCUCGCCGCUCUUCGGGUUCCGCCCGGCCAAUUUCAGCCCGGUCACCGCCUCGCCCCGCGCCCGCGGGCGGCACCUGAGCGCCGGGACGCCUCGGCCCGGCGAAGGGCUGAGCCCGCCGCCUCCUCCUCCUCCUCCGCCUCCCCCGCCGCCUCCUCCCCGCCCGCGGCCGCCGUCCGGUGUGCCGCCGGUGUUCCAGCCCGGGCUGCCCUUCCCGGUGCCGCUGAGCCCCGGUAAGCGCAAGGCGGAGGCGGCGCUGGCGGAGCCGCAGGACGGCGCGGGCGGAGGAGGAGGAGGAGGAAGCAGCGGGGCUAGCGGCGGCGGGAUGUUCCGAGCCCUGUCGCCUCUGUUCGCCCCCCGCUCGCCCGCGGGGCUCACGGCAGACCCCGGCCCCGGCGCCCGCCGGGUCCCGGCCGUGCCUCGCGGCUCGCCCGUGAUCGUCCGCAACCCCGAGGUGCCCCUGCCCGACCCCCCGCACCCCCCUCCGCGACCCCGCCCGCUGCCCCCUCCCCAAAAAUCCGCCCUGCCCGCCCCCGUGCCCAUCAACGCCGGCCGCCUGCGACCCCCCGGCCGCCCCCAGGCGACCCCGGCCGCCGCCGCCGCCGAGCGCGGGGCUCCCCCCGCCGCCCCCGCCGCCGCCGCCGCCGCCGCUUUCGGGGGGCCCCCCCUGCACCCCGUGGCUUUCCACCCCUCCCCCGCCGCGCUGCUGCCGCUGCUCGUGCCCGGAGACUACGGGACCCCCCCGGCCCCCCGCAAGGAGAUCGUCAUGGGCCGGCCCGGCACAGUCUGGACCAACGUGGAGCCGCGCUCGGUGCCGGUGUUCCCCUGGCACUCGCUGGUGCCGUUCCUGGCCCCGAGCCAGCCCGACGCCGCCCCGCACCCCCCGGCCGGCCUGCAGCCCGUCAGCCACCUGCCCGCCGCCGCGCCCAGCAAAGAGCCCCCCGAGUCGGCCGCGGUGGCCCCCGAGCCGGGGGGGCCGGGCCAGGAGCCCGGGCGCUGCGGGGGGGCCACGCGCCCGCCCAGCCCCCCCCCCGCCGCCCCCCCGGCCCCGCCCCCCGCGGCCACGGCCCCGCCCCCCGAGGAGGAACCGCCCGGGGGGGGCGCCCGGCCGGACAGCGAGACAGAGAGUGACCACGACGACGCGUUCCUGUCGUCCAUCGUGGCCCCGGAGCUGCCGCUGCCGCUGGGCCCCGGCAAGCGCCGGACGCAGUCGCUGAGCGCGCUGCCCAAGGAGGGCGACAAGGACGGGCGCAGCCCCAGCAAGCGGGAGAAGGACCACAUCCGGCGGCCCAUGAACGCCUUCAUGAUCUUCAGCAAGCGGCACCGGGCGCUGGUGCACCAGCGGCACCCGAACCAGGACAACCGCACGGUCAGCAAGAUCCUGGGCGAGUGGUGGUACGCCCUGGGGCCCCGGGAGAAGCAGCAGUACCACGACCUGGCCUUCCAGGAGAAGCAGCAGUACCACGACCUGGCCUUCCAGGUGAGCCCCGGGGGUCCCAGGGGUUUUGGGGGUCCAUGGUACGCCCUGGGGCCCCGGGAGAAGCAGCAGUACCACGACCUGGCCUUCCAGGUGAGGUUCGGGGUGGAUUUCAGGGGUUUUGGGGGUCCAUGGUACGCCCUGGGGCCCCGGGAGAAGCAGCAGUACCACGACCUGGCCUUCCAGGAGAAGCAGCAGUACCAUGACCUGGCCUUCCAGGUGAGCCCUGGGGGGUCCCAGUUUGGGGGUCCAUGGUACGCCCUGGGGCCCCAGGAGAAGCAGCAGUACCAUGACCUGGCCUUCCAGGUGAAAGAGGCGCAUUUCAAAGCCCACCCGGACUGGAAAUGGUGCAACAAAGACCGGAAGAAAUCCAGCUCGGAUGGGGGGAGGGGCCCGGGGGGCUCCGGGGGGGUCCCCAAAGAACCCCGCGAGCGCAGCGCCUCCGAGAGCGGCCCCCCCGCCCCUCCCCCAGGUGCCGCCGACCCCCCCGAGGCCAAGGGGGGGGUCCCGGGGGGUCCCGGGGAGCCGCGGGGCCCCGCGGGGGGAGGGGCGGCGCAGCCCCCCCCGCCCCGCCCCCGCGCCUUCUCGCACAGCGGGGUGGGGGGGGGCGACCCCCGAGGGCCCCCCCUGCACGAGCUCAGCCAGCUCUGCGCGGGCCCGGCUCCGUUCGGGGGUCCCAAAGGGGGCGCGGGUGGGGGAGGGGCGGCUCCCUACGCGCCCCCCCCGGGCCGCGCCCCUCCCCCACGGCCCCCCCGGGCCCCGCCCCGCCCCCCGCGCUCGGCGCAGAGCGAGGAGAUGACGAGCGACGAGGAGCGGAUGGUGAUCUGCGAGGAGGAGGGCGACGAUGACGUCAUCGCAGACGAUGGGUUCGCCCCUCCCCCACCCGACAUCGACCUGAAGUGCAAGGAGAGAGUGAGCGACAGCGAGAGCGAGGGGGAGGGGAACCAGGCCCCGCCCCCCCGGAGGCUGUUCCCGCCGGCGCCCCGCCCCCCCCCGGAGCUGGAGCCCCCCCCGGGCCCCCCCGAGCCGCCCCCCGGCCCCUCCCCCUACAAGGGGCCGCCCCCGCCCCCCCCAAACGCUUCGAGGGGGCCCCCGCGCCCCCCCCCCCCCGCCGCAAACGGGCCGAGAGCGCCGAGGGGGGGGGAGGGGCGGGGGGCGGCCCCCCCCCCGCUGCGCCCCGCGCCCGCCCCUCCCCCCCGCCCCUCCGCGCCCCCCCGAGCCCAAGGCCCAAAUCCCUCCCCCCCCCCCCGCGGGGGGAGGGGCGGGGGGGGGAGGGGUCGUGGCCAACCUGGUGCUGGGGGGGGGCUGCGGCGCGGGGGGGGGCGGGGGGGGGCCGGGACCCCCCCCCUCGGUGGCGCUGCUGCCCCCCCACCCCCACCCCCACCCCCACCCCCCCGUGCAGCUCCUGGCGCAGCCCCCGGGUGGGGGAGGGGCGGCGGCGGCGGGGGGGGCUGUGGGGGGAGGUGGGGGAGGGGCGGGGGCCGCGCCCCCCCCCCCUCCCAACGGGCCCCUCCCCCUGGGCAUCACGCAGGUGCAGUACAUCCUGCCCACCCUGCCCCUCCCCCACGGCAAAGGCCCCGCCCCCAGCCCCGCCCCGGCCCCCAACCCCCCCCCCGGGCCCGCCCCUCCCCCCCUGCACUUCGCCCUGCCCCCCCCCCAGAACGGAAAAGCCCCUCCCCCACCCGCGGGGGGCUCCGGAGGCUCCGCCCCCAAAGCCCAGCCCUCCCCCCCGGGCCAGGCCCCUCCCCCCACGCCGCUGCUCCCGGGGAAGGUUCUGGUGCCCGUGGCCCCCCCCGGCCCCGCCCUGACGCCCUUCGGCCCCCCCGGCGCCGCCCCUCCCCCCGGCAAGAUCAUCCAGCUCAGCCCGGUGCCGCUGGUGCCCCCCGGCAGCCCCGGGGGGGGAGGGGUGGGCGUGGGGGCGACCCCCGCCCCUCCCCCCAAGGUGCUGCUGCCCCCCGCCCGCAUCGCCUACGUGCACCCCGCCCCUCCCCCCGCCCAGCCCCCCCCGUGCUCGGCUUCACCGCCCUCGGCCCGGGGGGGGCGCUGGUGCAGCCCCUGCUGCCCGGUGAGUGCUGGGGGGGG